Messenger RNA from Penaeus vannamei (Pacific white shrimp), 1841 nucleotides. NCBI's taxonomy places the organism in Eukaryota, Metazoa, Arthropoda, Malacostraca, Decapoda, Penaeidae. The record is from RefSeq and is a predicted model, not a curated record.
UGACAAUGCACUGCAGAGGCGAGCUGGAAGGAAAACACGCCAGGCUUUUCUUGUGUACUCUCUCUGCUUCUCCCGGUGCACUGGGGUGGUUGUCAGGUCACGCCCCCGCCAUCAAAAGGGCCCUGAAUCACCGCCCAUGGGUGUCUCUGUGGGCGGUUCCUAAGACUAUAGACAGCAUACUGAGAGGCAUCAGUCAGGUGUGCUUCGCCGACAACCCCCUCUCCGGGCUGCUCAUCCUCCUCGGGCUCCUCCUCGGUGACGUCACAGCAGGUCUUGCGGCUCUGGCCUGCUCUCUGACGGCCAUCAUCACGGCUCUGAUAUUCAGGCAACCGGAUGCAGCCAUUUCUUCAGGGAUCACCAACUUCAGCGCCGUGUUGGUUGGCACUGUAAUCACCUCUUUGUACCCCAACGUCUGCUAUCAACCCGUGUCGGCGCCGGUUUAUGGCUAUAUGAUUGCGGGGGCUGCCUUCAGCGUGUGUCUGCUGUCAGGCCUGGCCGCCAUCUUGGCCCCGACCAAGCUGCCGCCCUUCACCCUCCCCUUCAACAUCGCCACCUGCAUCGUGUUCAUCUGCCUCCGAGGGCGCGGCCUGGUGGGGGUCCCGCCCGAUGAGGCCGCUGGGACUCCUGACGGCGACGCAGAAGUUGAAUGGGAUCAGGUCUUCGUAGGAUGGGCGAUGUCUGUCGGCCAGGUCUACGCGUUGGAGAGCCUGGUGUGUUCCUGCCUCACGCUGGUCGGGCUCUUCCUGUACUCUCCCUUGCUGGUGGUUUUCGCAAUGGGCGGCGCUCUCGUCUCCACGGUCACGGCUCUGGCGGUGUCGUCGGCUCCUUACGCUGGUGUCUACGCUGGAGUCUGGGGCUACAACGGCUUCCUGUCUGCCGGAAGUCUCGCCAUCUUCAUGGUUCCUUCGCCGAGAAUCUUCCUCCUCGCCCUCGUCAACGCCUUCUUCACCACCUUCCUCCACGCGGCUCUCGUCCCCUCGUUCGCGCAGAACCAGCUGCCGGUGUUCACCUUCCCGUUCUGCAUAAGUUCAUUGCUGUUCUUGGCCAUGGCCGGGGCGGGGGGCAUGGGCAGUGUGAGGUGGACGAGCCGACUUCCCCGAACGCCAUUUUGUGCUCCAUUUGCGGAAAACCCGGGAUGACACCAGUGCGCAGAGUCGAUGCUCUUCAUUGAUUGUAACCAUUGGAUAAGGAGGAUUUGUGUACGUUAAAUUAGGCAAUUUUUUUUUACAUUGUGGGCUUUAUCCUUUUUUGUAGAUUUAUGUGCACUUCUGUUGUUUUGGAUAGGGCUUGAGGUAUGGAUCGAGGUGAAUUCAUGUGGUGAAAUCAUCAUUUUGGUUACGAGGUUUGACUGAAAAAAAAUGUGACGUUAGGCUCUAUACCGCCAUGUAGGUUCAAGCAACGGUCAUUGGUUCAUGCACUGUCCAUUUUUAUUCUUUGUGAAUUUUGUUGCACCCAAAUAUUCAUCCACCAAGGAGUCAAUGAACAGGCCCUUGUGACGGCAUUAGGUUUUCUUAUUCCUUGAUAUUUUGUGAUUUUUUAAAAAUGCUACUAAUAUAGAAACUCUAAUCAUUAUUAAUUAUUAUUAUUACUGUUACUUAAAAUUCUGAAUUAUUGCCUCGUUGGUGACCAAGGACUUGCGGAGCCACCGACGUAAAAACACAACUCAUGAAUCAAAAUAACAGUGAAUAUGGCAUGUCAUUUACGCCAUCCGCGAUCUGGGAUUAGGAGAUGGUACGUGAUGAUGAUAAGCGCUGCAGCCCAAAUGGUUGAAUUCUGCAAUAUAUUCAGGAGAUACUCCAAAGUUAUUUUGUAAUUAGAUGAACAUGUUGCUGUCUGUUUCA